Messenger RNA from Lolium rigidum, 435 nucleotides. RefSeq lists its product as uncharacterized. Gene Ontology annotation, molecular function: DNA binding. The transcript is spliced from 2 exons. The record is from RefSeq and is a predicted model, not a curated record. Lineage: Eukaryota; Viridiplantae; Streptophyta; Magnoliopsida; Poales; Poaceae. The coding region runs from base 103 to 432 and encodes 109 amino acids.
CGUUACCAGACGCCUCUCCAUCCGGCCACAAGUUCAUCCACUGAAACAAUCCUAGGGCAGGUGCAAGAAUACUCGGACUCAUUUUUCCAAGAUGUCGAUAACAUGUUGAUUACUUUCAACCCUGGAGACCAUCCCAUAUAUUGUGAUCUGCAGUUAUCCGCUAUCCGUGGGGAUCAGUUGAACGCCACUCCGCUCGGCGAGUGCAUCAACGAGGAGGCACUGCCACCACCAGGCGCAGGACGGCAACCGACGCGAAGCAGGUCAGCAGUUUGGAAUCACUUCGCCAAGAUGCACAAGAAAAAUGAUCCUCGAGACGUGUAUGCUGCCUGCCCGCGGUGCGACGGGAUGCUGAAAGCUCAUAGCAAGGACGAUGGCACAACCCACCUGUGGAGGCACUACAGGAUGCACCUGCGUGCAGCAGCCACACAUUAGCAU